UGAGACACUGUCACGCACGGACUGUUAGGAUGCUACACAGGAAGUAAAGUCCGGCAAAUUCACCAGAGCAGCCUUUCUGUGCUGAUUUGCUAAUUGUUUUAGUCUCUUAUCAGCUAAUUCCCUUUCUAAUAGCAGUAGUUGUUUUUUUUCAGAAUGCUGAUCAAAGUUAAGACCCUGACUGGAAAGGAGAUUGAGAUUGACAUAGAGCCCACAGACAAGGUUGAGCGAAUCAAAGAGAGGGUGGAAGAGAAGGAAGGGAUCCCUCCGCAGCAACAGAGGCUCAUCUACAGUGGAAAACAGAUGAACGAUGAAAAGACCGCUGCAGAUUACAAGAUCCAGGGGGGCUCCGUGCUUCACCUGGUGUUGGCACUAAGAGGGGGAUGGACACCCCACAGGAGCAGCCAGCCCCUCUCCCCCUCGUCAUGAGUCCCUGUUGUCGUGAGACCAGCUGCGUGCCAACUCUUAGGCGUUUAUAACCAUGUUACUGCAGAGAUAUCUGAAAUUCCACCCAUCAGGCAAACGCAACAGUGAAGAGAGACGGAGAGAAGGGGACAAGUUUAAAAAAAAAAAAGAAAAA
This is a messenger RNA of Menidia menidia (Atlantic silverside), 577 nucleotides long. Lineage: Eukaryota; Metazoa; Chordata; Actinopteri; Atheriniformes; Atherinopsidae. The record is from the annotation of a GenBank genome assembly.